Messenger RNA from Papaver somniferum (opium poppy), 1002 nucleotides. RefSeq lists its product as uncharacterized. The record is from RefSeq and is a predicted model, not a curated record. The transcript has a single exon. The coding region runs from base 1 to 1002 and encodes 333 amino acids. Lineage: Eukaryota; Viridiplantae; Streptophyta; Magnoliopsida; Ranunculales; Papaveraceae.
AUGUUGUUGACAUCAAUACCGCAUACGACUAUUGCUGAUAUUCUUGAAGAUUAUUCUCUUAAUCGUGUUGUUUUAGUGAGUGAUAUUCUUGUUAACGGUGCUUGGAACUUAACUGAGGACUACCGCAACACUUUGUUAGCUGCUGGCAUUGAGGAGGCGGAUUUACCUUUCAUUUUGGAUGGGGAUGAUUGUCAGGUUUGGAUGCCUAGCGCCAAUGGUCAGUUCACGGUGAAAGCUGCAAAAUCUUUUAUUCGUAAGAGAUAUGGGAAGUUGGAGGGUUCUAACUUGCUGUGGAGACAAUAUGUUCACUCGGCAUUAGUAGCUAGAAACUGGAAGAUAUUAAUAGGAGCGUGUGCUACGCUUGCUCAAGUUAGAAGCCGGUUCAAAAUUCAGGUUGUAAACAAGUGUUGUUUGUGUAAUAGCACAGAGGAAUCUUUGGAUCACUUGCUUUGGCAUUGCAGGUUUGCUGAGAUGUCUUGGAGCUGGAUUUCAGAUACAUUUGGGGUGCAAUCACACCUGAAUCUGGCUACAACCUACAAGGCAGUUUGUGGAAGAAGUGACAUGAUUAAGGAGCUCUGGCUUCUUGCUGUUUUGGUGGUAAGAUCUGAACUGUGGCAAACACGUAACCGUUUUGUUUAUGAUAACAAAAAGGUUAGCUGGAGCUUCUUUAAGACUACCGUGUUCAACCAAAUACAAGAAUACUCAGGGCGUCUCAAGGGCUAUAUGUUUAAUACGGUUGAUGAUUUGAGAAUCCUGGAUUUUUUCAAGGUUCGUCAUAGGCAGGUGAAGCUUCAUGAUCCUGUUGAGUGUAGAUGGGUUCCUCCGGGGGUGGAUGAACUUAUGUUGUGUUGUUAUGGUGCGGCUCGAGGGAAUCCAGGAGUUGCUGGGGCUGGUUUAGUUGCGCGUGAUCAUGAUGCUAAUGUUAUUGGAGCUAUGAGUAUAGGUUUGGGCGUAAUGACGAAUUACAUUGAUGAAAUUUCAGGUAUUAUAAUUGGUAAAUAG